Molecule: messenger RNA, 318 nt
Organism: Dentiscutata erythropus
Lineage: Eukaryota; Fungi; Glomeromycota; Glomeromycetes; Diversisporales; Gigasporaceae
Source: the annotation of a GenBank genome assembly
AUGGAUAAAUCAGAUUCUUCAUCUUUAAGUGAUUUCGAUUUAAGCUUUAUAACAAAUAGAUCUUCAUAUAACUUAAAAUCAGAAUCAUCCAAUCUUUUAGCAUCUCUUUAUAACGAUUUUAUAAAUUUGACAACUGAUUCAAUUGAAGAUAUAAGUUCAAAAGUUAUCUCUUCAGAUACUAUGAACUUAUCAAAUAUUUCAACUAAUACUACUAGUUCAACAAUUAUUUCAAAUAAAGAUUUUUCUGACAAUGAGAUUCCAGAAAUAGAAAUUAUUCAAUAUAAUACUGGCAAAGGUGGUGGGAAAAAAGUUGUUUAA